This is a messenger RNA of Postia placenta MAD-698-R-SB12, 2934 nucleotides long. RefSeq lists its product as hypothetical. The record is from RefSeq and is a predicted model, not a curated record. Gene Ontology annotation, molecular function: calcium ion binding. Gene Ontology annotation, cellular component: membrane. The coding region runs from base 1 to 2934 and encodes 977 amino acids. NCBI's taxonomy places the organism in Eukaryota, Fungi, Basidiomycota, Agaricomycetes, Polyporales, Adustoporiaceae. The transcript has 4 exons.
AUGCUCAACACUCUUUUAUGCCUCAUUCUCUCUGCCCUGCCUGCCUUGGCCUCGUCCUCGUCCUCGUCCUCGGUCUAUACCCAGUAUCCUCUCCAAGACCAGUUGCCUCUCAUUGCCCGCGUCAAUCAAACCUACUCCUGGUCCUUCUCUUAUGAUACAUUCGUUUCCACCCACAACCACACUCUUCAAUACACGACCUCUGCAUUGCCCGAGUGGCUGUCGUUCAACAACGCAACGUUGACUUUCUCAGGCACGCCUACCUCCUCGGACGAAGGCACUCCAGGAGUCCUGGUUACAGCAACAGAUCCAGAGACCUCUGACUCUGCGGACUCGUACGUGACUUUGUGUGUAACGCCCUAUGCGCCGCCUCAGUUGCACGUCCCCGUCACGGAUCAAUUCUAUGCUGCUAAUCCGUCUCUGUCCUCUGUGUUUCUCUUGUCCCAGAACUCGGCAUUGAACAACUCUAGGCCCGCGCUCAGGAUCCCACCUAAAUGGUCGUUCAGUAUUGGGUUCCUCUACGACACGUUUACCUCUAACGGCGACCUAUACUAUGCUGCUACCCGGGAAGACGGCGCUCCUCUACCGUCCUGGAUCGAGUUCAACACAAAGGCGAUUACUUUUGAUGGUGUCACGCCCAUGCAGGGCUCGUCGGAACCUAUGACUGUAUCUGUUGCGCUUCAUGCGUCUGACCAGGAGGGCUACUCUGCUGCCUCAGUGCCGUUUGACAUCGUCGUGGCUGCUCAUGAAUUAUCUCUGCCGAUGUCCUCUUUACCAACCAUCAAUAUCACCGCCUCAACGCCGUUCAAUUUCAGUCUCACCUCGCCAGAUGACUUCUUUGGUGUACUCCUAGAUGGACAGCCUAUCCAGCCCUCACAAAUCUUGUCUCUUGAUAUCGACACAUCCAGUUACAAGAACUGGCUUAAAUAUGACUCGAGCACGAGGACCCUGAGCGGCAUCGCUCCUGACGAUGCCGAUGGCGAAGCUGACAGCCCUGUGCUCCCUGUGACACUGACGGCUUCGGUAAACCAGACGAUCGAGACGAACGUCUCUCUGGCAAUUGUGCCUUCGUACUUCUCGACGCCAACUCUGCAACCCGUUCUAGCUCUGCCUGGCACUGACUUGCACUUCGACCUGGUUCAGUACUUCUCAAACAGUACAGGUCUCGGCUCUCAGCAGGAUGACGUGAACUUGACCGCAGCCUUCGACCCGACGAGCGCGAGCAGCUACCUCAACUUUGAUCCAGGUUCUGCGCAACUCUCAGGCACCCCUCCUUCGAACAUCCCCUCAAGCUAUACGCACAUUACCAUCACCUUCACCGCUUACUCGCACGUCACGCACUCGACUUCGCACGCUAGUCUGCCUAUUUCCCUCUCUAACGCAGACUAUUCAAAGCAGAAGACGGGCGGGCUCUCUGCCGCAGCAAAGGCAAAGCUGCUACUCGGCUUAAAGAUUGCGUUCGGCAUAAUAAGCGGUGUCAUUGGUCUCAUCUUUGGUCUUGCGCUCCUCCGUCGCUGCGCACGGGUUCCAGAUACAGCAAUGUCUGGCGAGGAAGGUACGCGCGCGUGGACUGCGGACGAAAUGAAGUGGUACGGCAUCGGCAUCGAGGUCGACGGCAAAGUCACCGAAGGGCCUCCGCGCGCGUCUGAAGAGAUCCUUUCUGGCGACGACUCAAGAUCGGAGAAGGAGCACCAUGUUGGCGCGAGUAGAAUGCCUGACGCAAGUGCGGCAGGCCUCGGUAGCCCUCAAAGCCCGCAAAGUCCUGGCGUCAUGCGCAAGGGCGAAUUCAUUGGGAGAAUCCGUGCAACGGCACGCAUUGUGAGCGACAAGGCGCGCAACGUCAGCGACGCGUACCACCGCAGUGUCGGUCGGCGCCGGAAACCUGUCAUUGGAAAGCCGACGCUCAUCAUGACGAGCGACCACCGUGUGAGCGCGAUGACGGGCGUGCCGCUCGACGGGCUCCCGUUCACUAAUGAUGCGCUCGGCCUGCCCCUUCCCAGCCGUGCUCGUGCGCCGUUGCCGUUUGAGGAUGGCAAUGCCAGCCAGUACGCUCCGAGCGGGAUCUCGAGCAUUGUAGGCUCCCCGUCGUCGUCUACAGGAGGGCGCUCGAUUCCACGACGGCGUGCGGACUUCGCGCCGCCGCGGAGUUUCCUGAAAACACCCCCACAGGCACAUGCGGCGGACAAGAAAGCAGCCCGCGGUUCGGUCGACUCGGCGGUCGUACAGAUGGCCACACGCGCGACGAGCAUGCGCAGCGGGAUCUCACUCGGCUCGGAGCGCGAUAGCCGCGGCCACGGCACAAACGCGAAGGGUCUGGAGGCGGGCCGCCCGCGACUCGUCCCGUUCACCAGCGCGAGUCGUGUGCCUGUGCCCAAGGUGCCUGUGAGUGACCCGGACGCACCGGUUGCAGGAACCGCACAGGGCGCGAAGACGAAGCGAGUCGCAAGCCAGGUGGCCAGAGUGUUCCGGGGUGUCACAGGGGUGGGACGCGCGCCUGCUGUGGCGGAGGGCGGCGAGAGGAGCGCAGACGACCUUGCGACUAGUGCGCAAUACGUCCAUGUUCUAGGGGACGACGCGCAGAGCGCGGCUAGCAUCGGUAUCGGGCGCAUCCCGAUCGUGCCGCGCAUGCUCGCGCGGACGGGCGAGCAGUUCAAGUUCCGCGUGCCGGUGUCCUACAGUGCGGGGAGCCCGCUCGCCGGCGGGCGCGGCAAGACGCUGGAGGCGCGGCUGCUGUCGGGCGCGCCGCUGCCCGCGUUCGUGAAGUCGGAUCUGACAGCGGUCUCGGGCGGCGCGGGCGCGCGCGUGGAGAAGCGCGUUGUGGAGUUCUGGGGCACGCCGGGGGCGCGGGACACGGGCGAGCUGAACGUGGGGAUAUAUGAGCGCCAGGGCGACCGGUGCGUCGGGAGGGUGAUCAUCCAGAUUGUGGAGAGGAGCUGA